Molecule: messenger RNA, 3982 nt
Organism: Linum trigynum
Lineage: Eukaryota; Viridiplantae; Streptophyta; Magnoliopsida; Malpighiales; Linaceae
Source: the annotation of a GenBank genome assembly
CUUUUUGAAUCUAUGUAUUCCUUUCUAUAUGUUGUAACCCUAGUGACUUCAACGAAUUGAUUUUGGACCUUAAUUAGAAGCUCACUCAAGUUGACUAUAAUAAUCACAGUUAUAAUAUUUAGUUGGGUGCUCCUGACGGCUGUCAUGACAGGGCCGGCCGGCGUUUAUGGAAUAUUGUCGUAUUUUAUGUAUGGCUCUUCACGUGCUUGACUGCUGCCGUUUAUUGAAUAUGGGCGCUAACAAAGUUAUUUUAAUUAAGAAAGGGUAAAAUAUUGUAAACGUGUAUCAUUUCGUCAUAUUUUAUAACAUAUUAAUCAAAGCCAAGGGUGGUUCGUAGAAUUUAACUGCUUGAAAACUUUGUUGGCUAGAUAGCUAUAUGUAGCAACAGAAUUUCGAGCUUCUCUUCACAACAUCAAUCCCAUAGCUUACAAAUCAAACAUUCAUCCACAAAGAAACGUCCUUUCCCAUACUAACCUUCGACAGACAAAUUAGCAGUUCAUCAUGUCAACUGUGGUAUUGGAUCGGGACUCGGCAAGCUUCCCUCUCACACUCUGGAGCGGCAGCGAUGGCUUCCUCGAACAAGCUGACCAGGAGGAGCGCCCGCUUGUGUGGGAGAAUGAGUACGACUUUCUCAAGGAAGAGGUCUUCAGGAAGAUGCUGGCAGUUGAGGUUGAUGAUAAGGAGCCUGCAGCUAUUGCCGACAAGCUCCGCCUGAUAGAUGCCAUCCAACGAUUAGGUGUUGGGUAUCACUACGAAACUGAGAUCGAAGAAGCACUCGAGAAAGUGCAUGCUCUUGGAGAAGACCUAUUCGCUAUCCGUGAUGAUCAUAGUGACGGUGAUAGUACUACCACUGAUGAUCUCUACAAUGUUUCUCUUCGGUUUCGACUCCUCAGACAACAAGGUCUUCAUGUUUCCUCAGAUGGGUUUAGAAACUUGAAGGACAGUGAAGGCAAGUUCAAAGAAGGGUUGGCUUCGGAUGGGCUAGGGCUUCUGAGCUUGUACGAGGCGGCUCAUGUGGCAGUUCAUGGAGAAGACAUAUUGGAUGAAGCAUUGAGCUUUGCUACCAAGACUCUCAAGACCAUUCUCCCCCAACUCAGCCCUUCCUUUCAAAAACAAGUUAAGUUUGCCCUGGGUCUUCCUUCUUGGAAAUGUGUCCCUAGGUCACUUGCUAGGAACUACAUCGAUUUCUAUUCCGAAGAUGCCUCCCACGAUUAUAAGCUCCUCAGAUUUGCAAAGUUGGACUUCAACAUGCUCCAAAAACUACAUCAGCAGGAGCUUCGUCGAAUUUCUGAGUGGUGGAAAAGUAUCAAAGUUACGGCCAAUUUCCCACAUGCAAGAGACAGACUUGUGGAAUGCUAUUAUUGGAUCUAUGCCGUGUACUUCGAGCCCAAGUAUGAGUUGGCAAGAAUUAUGUGCACGAAGAUCAUUUCAAUGCUUUCACUUUUGGAUGACACUUGUGAUAACUUCGCUACAUACCAAGAAGUUAAGAUGCUCACAAAAGCUAUUGAAAGUUUCCAUGAGAGCGCUCUUGAAGAACUACCUGAAACGAUGAAGAAUUUGUAUCGUAUCAUCAUUGACCUAUACGACGAAAUUGAGGUGGAACUUGCAAAAACCGGACCUACUUUUGCUGUCAACUAUGCAAAGGAAGAGCUCAAGAAAAUAUGUCGAGCUCACUUGGCUGAGAUCCAGUGGCGUACUGUAGAUCAUGUUCCAACAUUGGAGGAGUACAAGAUCGAUGCUUAUGCUACUAGUGGUUUUCCAAUCCUUUGUACAUCUGCUUUCAUCGGGAUGGGAGCAGAAAUAGCCAGUAGAGAGGCCUUCGAAUGGGUGACCAACGAACCCAAGAUGGUUAGAGCUGCAUCUGUCAUUUCUAGGAUCCAAAAUGAUAUUGUCUCUCAUAAGUGGGAGCGAGAGAGAAGUCAUGCAGCUUCAGCAAUAAAAUGCUACAUGAAUGAGCACGGGGUAUCGGAGGUGGAAGCAGUCAAAUUUUGUUGGGAGGAGAUUUCUAGAGCUUGGAAAGACAUUGCAGAAGAGUGCCAGAAACCAACUCCAUUACUAGUAACCUUGACAGAACGUGUUCUUAACUUUGCACGCUCAAUCAGUGUGAUUUAUGAGAAUGGUGAUGGCUACACUCAUUCUCACCUUUUGAAAGAACACAUCGAUUCAUUGUUAGCUGAUCCCGUUCCUCUCUGAAGAACUCGUGUGAAAAGAAAUUUCUCUCUGUAAGAACGUGGCUAGUUUUUUUUCGCUUGAUAAUGCUUUCUAUUCUACAUUCAUUGUUUCUAUUUCCUGGUUGUAUUAUAUAUCAGAAAUGUGUAAGUGGAUUUUGAUUUCUAGCGAUAAAAUUCUCAUUUGUAUGUGGGAGCAUGACCUUUCUAGUGUACGACCAACUACUAGUACUUGGGACUAUUUAAAUCUAUGAAUAUCAGUCUAGUCGGCUAAUUUACUAUGAGUAUUGAUUAAUGUUCCAAUUUAUUAAGAAUCACUUGUCUACUUGAGGAUCAUUCAGUUGUGAUACCCAAUAUCACGUACUUACUUAUCCAAAUCCAAUUAUGUUUUAUACUUUUCUCUUGUAUUUUAUCCAUUUGUUCUGAAAUCACCUUCCAAUACUAUUGAAAUUUUCAACUCUUUGAGUCCAAAACUGUCCAUUGAUAAGUUUUCUUAUCAUUUAUCUUAUUUACCCACACAAUGUGUUAUUCUUAGGAGCUAUUUCAAGAGUUGAAACUAGAACCAACAUCAACAUGUACAAAUUAAGUGAAUUUGAAAUAAAGUUACAUAUUCAAGAUGAGGAAAAGCUUAAGAGUGAAUUUGUAAAAGAUGCUCAUAAAAAUGAGAAAUCAGGAAGGACGAAAAGGGAUGGUUUCUUUGUUAAAAGGGGAUGGUUUCUUUGUCAAGCACAUAUUAACUCUUAGUAGUUGAACCUGUUGUCGAUCCACAGGAUCUUAGCAAUACUCUAGCUGAUGCAGUCUUUGACAGUUUUGUGCAUUAUUUUGUAUCAUGUGUUGCUGAUAUCAUAAAAAUUUAUGAAAUUUCGUUUUAUACAUAUGCUCCAGAAAAUGAUACGAUACAAAUAUUCUAACACAUUGGAGUAGCCACAUAUUUACGUUACUCCAAGCUUAUGAUUUAUUUAUUUAUUUAUUUAUUUCUAAGGGUGAACUUCUUCUGUUAAAUUGGAAAGACUAUGAAAUUACAAGAAACACUUGGGCAAGGAGUCCCUUGUUAAACGUCACUACCUAACAAUCACGUAAAUAACAAACAGGUUUCUUGGGUAAUUGGUACUCCUGCAGUUGCCAAGCUUAGGGUUAUCCCAAUAGUACCUCAAAUUAUAAAAUUCAAAACGAAUCACAAGCCAUCAUCAAAUUUUUCAUUUUCGAAAUCCAAAAAUUAAAUAAAACCAUUCAUUUUCGAAGUAGACAACGUUCAUCAAAAGGACAAAAUAAAAGAGAACCGCAGAAAGAAAAGGUGGCAUGCAUGUGGGAAUGGGCAGUACACGACAGACUUCAAUCUUUGUAGCUCGUAAAAAACGAGCCCUAAAUUUCAGUACUUUGUUUGUGGCAACUCUUCAUAAAAUAAUAAUACAGACCUGAGAAUAUCAUUUAUGAGCAUCCAAACGUUGAAUUUUUGAAGAAUAAACUCAUUUUUAUAUUCCUGAGUUUCUGCAACUAAUUUCGAACUAGCCAGGUCAAUGUAUACCACCCGACAUCCGUCUUACCAGGGCCUAUAUAUUAUCACCACUUAAAAUCAUUGAACUGGCAGUAAGUACUCUUCAUUUUUUGUAGGUAAAAAAAGAUAGUACUCUUCAUUUCUAUUUUAAAAUUUUUUAUAAACGGUGGUCACCAAACUAUCAACUUUAUAAUUUACAGUAAGUAUUUGAAACUAAAUUGGCAGAAACCUUUUCAUUUUUUGUAACAAAAUAGUUACACUUCUUUUCAUGAUGUAACUAAAUGGUAAUAAGAAUGGUAAAUAAAAUAAGUAUGGAAUA